Molecule: messenger RNA, 4959 nt
Organism: Radiomyces spectabilis
Lineage: Eukaryota; Fungi; Mucoromycota; Mucoromycetes; Mucorales; Radiomycetaceae
Product: SNF2 family N-terminal domain-containing protein
Exons: 5
Coding region: 1-4959 (1652 amino acids)
Biological process (GO): nucleosome organization; regulation of transcription by RNA polymerase II
Cellular component (GO): nucleus; chromatin
Molecular function (GO): histone binding; chromatin binding; ATP binding
Source: RefSeq, a predicted model, not a curated record
AUGUACCAAGGGGGGAAAUAUGGUGAUGAUACGAUAUCAGCUUUAUUAACGAGAACACUGUGGUUGAUAGACGACGAGCAACUGCUCGCAAAGAGAUCAGAAAGCGAUUCUGAUAGUUUCGCAGACACAUCAUUAGUUGGAUCUCGCAAACGAAGACGUCGUAUCUUGCUUUCAUCGGAUGAAGAAGAAGUCUCUUCUCGUCAACCCUCUUCACCUUCCCUUUCCCCUUCUCCAUCACCGCUGGGAGACGAUCUCUUAUCAGAUGAAUUAAGCAGUGCCGAACACCAAGACGAUUAUGAAUCGUUUGAAGAAUUAAGUCCUCGUGAAGAGCGGCAGCAAAGACUGGGGGAGAUGGCGGCGGAGGUGCCCUACUACGAUCCAGAAUUAUACUGUCUUCGUCGAUCCUCACGACGAUCCAAAUAUACCGCUUCACAUGAAAUGAACACCGCGACAACUGCGUUUGAGACGACCAGUGAAGAAGAAGAAGAAGAAGAAGAAGAAGACGAUGUAGAUGAAAAUAGCAGUGACGAUGAUUACGGCGCACAAUUCAGUAAAACACGACGAAAAAAUACCACCCGACUUAACGGCAAAUCCAAUACACGUCGUGGGCGAAUGAACUUGGAAGAGGAAGAAGACUUCUCUGAACAGUCCAUAGCCGACCAAGACAGCGAAUCCGACGACUGGUCAGCACCGGCUCGCAAAAAAUCGUUUCGAAAAAAGAAAAAGACACAACGGAGAGCUCGAGCCAACGAAUUGUCCCCUUCCGAUUCGUUGCGUUAUUCGACGCGUCAUAAAACAGUGACCAAUUAUAACGAAGACAAUGCCAGUUUAUGGGGUUUAUCGGACGAUGACGAGGUCUUGGCACCACAAACUCACACCCCACAACCAGAAGACGAAGGCGAUGUCAUUGAAAGUGUCCAUGAUCACCGUCGACGAGAGGCAUAUGCAGACGACAAGGAGGAUGUGCCGGAAAAGAAUAUGGAAUAUUUGGUCAAAUGGAAGUCAUGGUCGCAUCUUCACGAUACGUGGGAUACCUAUGAGGAUUUAAGGGCCUUCAAAGGGUUCCGUAAACUUGAAAAUUACAUUCGUACUCACAUUUACGAUGAGCUGGCGUUCCGUUACCAUCCAGAGACGACACAGGAAGAAAUCGAACAACAGGAUAUCAAUACGGAACGACGUCGUGACGAAUUGCAGGAUUGGCGAACCGUGGAACGUGUUAUUGCCAUGCGAGGAAAUGCGCCAGAAUGCGAGUAUUUUGUGAAAUGGAAACGACUGCACUACGAUGAAUGUACAUGGGAAUCGGCGGAUCAAAUUAGUGAUCAAUAUCAAGCGGAAAUCGACGAGUUUCUCGAUCGUGAACAAAAUCAAUACAUUCCGCACCGCUCGACGUCGUAUUACAAAUCGCGACCGACGUUUUCAAUUUUAAGAGAACAACCCUCAUUUAUCCGUGGAGGCGAACUUCGUGAUUACCAAUUGCACGGCAUCAGCUGGAUGUACUGGUUAUGGUGUACGAACAAGAACGGAAUUUUAGCCGACGAAAUGGGGUUGGGCAAGACCGUACAAACCAUCAGUUUCCUAAACACGCUUUACAACAAACAAUCGCUGUAUGGUCCGUUUUUGGUGGUGGUCCCGCUAUCGACGUCGGAAAACUGGAUCAACGAGUUCAAGCAGUGGGCGCCCGAAAUGAAUGUGCUUCUUUACAUUGGCAAUCGACAAUCUCGCAAAGUCAUUCGUGAAAAAGAAUUUUAUUUGGCGGGCACCAAAAAACUCAAAUUUAACGUAUUGGUCACCACGUAUGAAAUUGUGCUAAAAGAUCGCGACGAACUCGGGGGUAUCAAAUGGCAGUAUUUAGCGGUGGAUGAAGCGCAUCGGUUAAAAAACUCGGAAUCUCAAUUAUACGAAGCCCUUCAAAGCUUUCACACCGUGAAUCGACUUUUGAUCACCGGCACGCCUCUUCAAAAUAGCGUCAAAGAGUUGCUGGCGCUCAUUCGCUUCCUUAUGCCGGACAUGGAUCUAAGCGAACUCAACAUUGACCUGGAGAAGCAAGAAGAAGAUCAAGAGGAAAAGAUCAAAACGCUACACGAACGAAUCAAGACACUGAUGUUACGGCGCCUAAAGAAGGAUGUGGAGAAAUCGCUCCCGACUAAAACAGAACGCAUCUUGCGCGUGGAAAUGAGCGACUUGCAGAAAACGUUCUACAAAAAUAUUCUGACCAAGAACUUUGCCGUCCUCAGUAAAGGCUCGGAAAAGAACAAGAAGCAGUGGUUGAAUAUCGCCAUUGAACUGAAAAAAGCCAGUAACCAUCCUUUCCUUUUCCCCGAUGCCGAGCAGGUCUCGUCAAGUCGCAUCGAGCAGCUCAAGGGUCUCGUUGAAAACAGCGGAAAGAUGAUUUUGCUCGAUAAACUCUUAACACGACUCAAAUCGGACGGCCAUCGUGUGCUGAUCUUUUCCCAACUUGUCAUGAUGCUGGAUAUUUUGUCGGAUUACAUGGCGCUGCGAGGUCAUCCUUUCCAGCGACUGGAUGGUAGCAUGAAACCGGAAGAGAGAAACAAGGCCAUCGAGCAUUACAAUGCGCCCGAUAGUCCCGAUUUUGUGUUUUUAUUAUCCACACGUGCGGGUGGCAUGGGAAUCAACCUUGUGACAGCGGAUACCGUCAUUAUUUUUGAUUCCGAUUGGAAUCCUCAAAACGACCUGCAAGCCAUGUCGCGCGCCCAUCGUAUUGGGCAAACGAAAUCUGUCAAUGUGUAUCGGUUUGUGACCAAAGGCACGAUGGAAGAGGAUAUCAUUGAACGAGCCAAGCGCAAGAUGGUCUUGGAAUACUGCAUUAUCAAGCAAAUGGAUACGUCGGGAUUGUCCUUGUUACCGGAUAAUGCGUUGACCACGGCUUCUGGAAAAAUUCGCGAUUUGCCUUUUAACAAGGAAGAAAUGUCGGCGAUUCUCAAAUUUGGCGCUCAAAAUAUGUUUCAGCAAACCGAAAAUACGCAAAAGUUGAACGAUUUGGAUCUCGAUGACAUUUUGGCGCGAGCUGAACACACAGAAACAUUGAAUGGAGAUGACAGUGCGCUCGGCAGCGAAGAUUUCUUGUCCCAAUUCAAAAUUUCAGAUUACGGAGGCAGUGCCAACGAUCUCAGCUGGGACGAAAUCAUCCCUGAUGGCGAACGAAAAGCAGCGGAAGAUCAGCGGUUGUUGGAAGAAGAAAUGGCCCUGUUUGAACGAGCGGCCAAAAAGGGCCGACGUACUUACCGUGAGAAUGCGGGCGAUGAGGAAGAAGAAGAUCAAGCCAUGGAAGAGGGCGAUCAUGGCAGAGGCAAGAAACGCCGACGAAAAGCAGGUAGCAGUGGCGGAGCGUCGAGAAAGAAGGGCGCGCAAGGUAAAGCGGAUGAAAUGACCGAGAAAGACCUCCGCGCGGUGAUUCGAAGUGUGCUCAAAUAUGGCGACGUGGAAGCGCGAUACGAGGAAGCGGUGCGCGACACGGAUCUUGAAGCCAAAGACAAGGCAUUCGUAGUAGCGACAUGCAGCGAGCUUGUAAAAUCAUGCAAAGACAAAGUACGCGAACAUCUCCAAACGCAAGCGUUGGCGAGUGACGCCAUUGAUGAAGAGAGUAUGUUGCGUGAACUUCGACACACGAAACAGAAGGCCAUUUUAUUUACGUGGAGAGAAAUUCAAAGCGUGAAUGCGGGUCAAGUAUUGCAACGGCAUCACGACAUGAAAAUUCUGGCUCGAAGGUUGACGAGCAUGGCGGAUAUGCUAAAAUUCCGAUUAUCGCUGGGCGCAAAACGUGUUCAGGGAUGGUCGUGUACGUGGGGACAAAAGGAAGACGCGAUGCUGUUGGUCGGUAUUCACCGAUACGGUUUUGGCAGCUGGAUCCAGAUUCAAGCGGACGCAUCGUUGGGAUUGACGGAUAAAUUUUUCCUGGGUUAUGCUGCGGAAGACGACGAAGAAGCGAAUCGACGGGCCAAAGAAAGAGAUGACAAGAAGACACCCAAAGCAAUUCACCUUGUCCGACGUGGAGAACAGUUGCUCAAGAUUCUCGCCGAAGAUGACAAGUCACGACGACAGCAGAGCGAAUUACCUUUUGAGAAAAAGGGACCCCGAUCAAUGAGUCGAUCGGUGACGGCGGUGAAGAGCGAAGAAAGUCAUGGACGCGAACGUAAGGGAUCGGCAGAAAGGACGACGGCGGGAAGAUCAUCGCCGGCGACAUCAAGGAAACUUGAAAAGGAGAACAAGGAGCCGGAUGUAUCGGAUUACGAAAGUUACGACGAAGAUGAGGCGCGGCGUUCGCUUCGGCCGGUAAAGCAUUACUUGGUGCGAUUACGAGAUGAUGCCAGUCAAUUGGAAGGCGCGGAAAAAGCUGGACUUAUCAAGGAGUGCAUGGCAAAGAUUGGCAAAUUCAUCGACCGACAAGUGGACGAAGUGAGCAGUAGCAAACGACGAAAAAAGCAUCAACGUAACUUGUGGUUAUACACGAAGAAAUAUUGGCCCAAUGCCAACAUUUCGCAUAAAGAUCUCAUGACGGUGUAUGAACGUAUCAUGCAAGCACAAGCCAAAGCACGAUCCGGCAGUGAUGCAUCGUCCGAGAUGAAACCAACCAAAAAUCACGGUGACCGCAGCCAACGCGACGAAAAGAGAACCUCAACGUCAGAGGCGAGCCGAGUUAAUGGUGACAGCACCACAUCCCAACGGGCGCGUCGAUCUUCACCAGAACUACGAUCUUCCUCCACUCACACCAGUCGUCGUGACUCGCAUCAUCGCGACCAUCAUCGAGACCGUGACUCUCCACGGUCGUCUUCAACCAAUGCCACCUCCCAUCAUCGUCAUCAUUCCCAUCGUCAUCACGACCGUGAUCGGGAUCGAGAACGCGAACGAGACCGGGACCGAGACCGAGAUCGGGACCGCGAUCGAGAACGUGAUCGUGAUAGAGAAAGAGAACGCGAGCGGAAAGAGCGCCGACGUUCAUAG